Messenger RNA from Puma concolor (puma), 852 nucleotides. NCBI's taxonomy places the organism in Eukaryota, Metazoa, Chordata, Mammalia, Carnivora, Felidae. The record is from RefSeq and is a predicted model, not a curated record.
AUGCUCCCAACAGUGGCCUGCAUCCACAGAGGCUUGUUCCGUUCCUGUGCUGGACUCUCUGUGCGCAUGAUCAGCAGGGGGAUAGGCCAAAAGGGCAUCCUGGCCAAUCGGGUGGCGGUGGUCACGGGGUCCACUGAUGGGAUCGGCUUUGCCAUCGCCAGGCGCCUGGCCCGGGACGGGGCCCACGUGGUGGUCAGCAGCCGGAAGCAGCAGAACGUAGACCGGGCAGUGGCGGCGCUGCAGGGGGAGGGGCUGAGCGUGGUGGGCACCGUGUGCCACGUGGGGAAGGCCGAGGACCGGGAGCGACUGGUGGACACGGUCGUGGAGCACUGUGGGGGUCUCGACUUCCUGGUGUGCAGUGCAGGUGUCAACCCGCUGGUGGGAAGCACCCUGGGGGCCAGUGAGCAGGUGUGGGACAAGAUCCUGGAAGUGAAUGUGAAGGCCCCGGCCCUGAUGCUGAGCCAGCUGCUGCCCCACAUGGAGAAGAGGGGGAGGGGGGCGGUCAUCCUGGUCUCCUCCGUUUCAGCAUAUGUACCACAUGUGGAGCUGGGUCCCUACAACAUCAGUAAGACGGCCCUGCUGGGCCUCACCAGGACACUGUCAUUGGAGCUGGCCCCCAAGGGCAUCCGGGUGAACUGCCUGGUUCCAGGAAUAAUCAAGACUGACUUCAGCAAAGUGGUGAGGACUGGGGCAUCAGAGUCUGAGAUCAUUGACAUGUGUUCUGUCCUCCUUCUGUCCAGGAUUGGGCAGCCUGAGGACUGCGCAGGACUUGUGUCCUUCCUGUGCUCUCCAGACGCCAGCUACAUCACCGGCGAGAACAUCGCGGUGGCCGGCUUCUCCUCUCGUCUCUGA